Molecule: messenger RNA, 2349 nt
Organism: Mycena citricolor
Lineage: Eukaryota; Fungi; Basidiomycota; Agaricomycetes; Agaricales; Mycenaceae
Source: the annotation of a GenBank genome assembly
CGAUGAUUGAUCAGUCUGUGAGCUCUUGUUUGGCCGUCUCUUGCUCGAGGCUGACCAUUCGUGGCUUUUGUGGCAGCCAGGGACCCGCUGCUGCCUCAGGACCGCGCUCUCCGUUAACACAUCACCUCGUUCUCUCGUCUCCCUCACUACGCUUCCGAGAUGCCAGACCAUCAAAUCUUCAAGGCCACUUACAGUGGUAUUCCGGUGUACGAGAUGAUGUGCAAGGGCGUUGCGGUGAUGAGACGGCGCUCCGAUUCCUGGCUCAACGCAACCCAAAUCCUUAAAGUCGCGGGAUUUGAUAAGCCCCAGCGCACCCGUGUUCUAGAGCGAGAGGUUCAAAAGGGCGAGCAUGAGAAGGUUCAGGGAGGCUAUGGCAAAUAUCAAGGAACGUGGAUUCCGCUGGAAAGAGGUCUUGCUCUCGCCAAACAGUACAACUGCGAAAGCAUGCUGCGACCCAUCAUCGACUUCCAGCCUGCAGCCAAGAGUCCUCCCUUGGCCCCCAAGCAUGUUAUCGCUAGCGGCUCGUCUGCAGUCCGCCCCUCCAGACGCUCUCAUGCAGAAACUGACAGCCCCAUGGUCAGCACACGAUCCUCUCGACGCCAUGUAGACGUCCCUGAUGAGGAGUCUGAACACGAAACCAUGUCGGACCGUGGGUCGGAGGACGGGUCCAUGACCCCUUCUCCUUCCGAAGCUUCUUCUAGCUCACGUACGCCGUCGCCGAUACACAGUCCGGGCUCGCACGUGUCUAACGGUCGUGAUGCUGGUCGACGAAGACACCACAGUCCAUCGAAGGGACCGGACCCACGCCAAUACGCAGAUCAACUACUGGAGUUCUUCAUCUCAGACUCGAACCAACUACCUCAUUUCCUUGUCAACCCGACCCCAGAUUUUGAUCCCAACAUGGCGAUCGAUGAUGAUGGUCACACGCCGCUGCACUGGGCCUGCGCCAUGGGCCGAAUUCGAGUCGUGAAGCUUUUGUUAUCAGCGGGCGCGGAUGUCUUCAAAGUCAACAACUCUGGCCAGACCUGUCUGAUGCGCAGUGUGAUGUUCGCGAACAACUAUGACGUUCGCAAGUUCCCCGAACUAUACGAGUUGCUCAAUCGUUCGACAUUGAACAUCGACAAUUUCAAUCGUACUGUGUUCCAUCACAUCGUGGAUGUCGCCAUGUCCAAGGGGAAGACGCAUGCUGCGCGCUAUUACAUGGAAAUCGUGGUCGGGCGACUAUCCGAUUUCAAAGGCGAAGUAGCGGAUGUCCUCAACUUCCAGGACGAGGACGGCGAGACUGCGUUGACGAUGGCAGCUCGUUGUCGCAGCAAACGACUAGUCAAGCUGCUCAUCGACAGCGGUGCUGACCCCAAGAUCGUGAACAAUGACGGCAAGAGCACGGAAGACUACAUUCUGGAGGAUGAGCGUUUCAGAUCUUCGCCUGCUCCCGUCUCUCGGACAUCGGGCAUGUCAUUCCGCAACGCGCAUGCUGCCAACGGCUCUUAUGCUUUUGGGCCCCACAAUGGGGAUAAACCGCCGUUACAUCACUCGGUAGCUGGUCAGCGUGCCAGCACACGUUGUGUGAAUGAUAUGACGAACAUGCUGGAUAGUUUGGCGGCUUCGUUUGACCAAGAGCUGCGGGACAAAGAACGCGACUCGAUGCAAGCGCAUGCUCUCCUGUCCAACAUCCAGGCUGAGAUUCUCGAAAGCCAGCGCACCGUGAACCAUUUGCGGAAUCAGGCUGAUGGCCUCGCUGCAGCAAAACAUCGCCUAAAGGAGCUCGAGGGUGUUUUGAACACCAAGAUGGGCCGCAGAUAUCGACUGGGCUGGGAGAAGUGGGUCAGAGAUGAGGAGAUGCGCGAGGCGGAGAUCCGUGCUGCUUCAAAUGGGCAGUUGGUCUCUCCGGACGUAAACAUGGACGGUGGGACUGCAGACAUCUCGGACCUGCUUGCGCUCUAUUCGGAUCUACCUACCGACCCUGAGGGUAUCCGACAAGCGGGCGAGAGUCUUCGGCAGGAGAUCGACCAGUUCCGCAAACGGCGGAAGGACACUUUCGAUACGCUUGUGUCGUUCCAGACGGAAGCCGGCACCAGCGCACGGAUGGCUGAAUACAGGCGACUUAUUGGUGCUGGAUGUGGUGGUGUCCCCCCGUCGGAAGUCGACCACGUGCUUGGGAUGUUGCUCGAGACUCUGGAAUCAGAAGAGCCGAGCUCGUCCUCUACUGCAUGGGGGAAAGCGACUUGAGCAGAAUAUAUCUCCUUAUUUGUAUCUACUCUCUGUGUCCACCGCGCUGUCUGUAAUACGUAUGUACCGCCAUAAAUCGAGUUUCCAUGUCAGACAGACACCGGAGAGUGCUUGUCCAAU